This is a messenger RNA of Nerophis lumbriciformis (worm pipefish), 2797 nucleotides long. It is a transcript of the gene fam131ab, whose product is annotated as family with sequence similarity 131 member Ab. NCBI's taxonomy places the organism in Eukaryota, Metazoa, Chordata, Actinopteri, Syngnathiformes, Syngnathidae. The record is from RefSeq and is a predicted model, not a curated record.
GAUAGUAUAAUUCUCAUUAUAUUGUGAUUUCAAAAAAACAUUUUAUUUGAUUAACAUUAUUUUAUUAUUGUAAUUAUUUUUAUGUUUCUAUUUAUUUUACGAACAUAUACGUUUUUGUGUCAUUCCAAUAAUUGCACUAUUUACUUUUUUUAUUUAAGCAUUUAUUAUUUAUGUAUAGUGACCUAUCAAUUGUCACACAUUUUUAAUUUCCAAUUUAAUCACUAAUCUGACAUAUCCUGUAUAAUGUAAUUUAUAAACACAUUAAGUCAACACACUGAGUUAUUUAAGGACAUGUUGAUGAUGUUCCUUAAUGCAACUUGAUCAGCAUUAAUUAUAUAUUAAAAAAACAAAAACAUAAUUAAAAAAAUGUCGAUCCCAUCCCGGCGCUACUGACAUCCGUAUCGCUCCGCCCGCCCUACAGAGGAGACUGCAUGCUUGUGACGUCAGUGAAGGAAGCUCCCUCUCAAUUAAACACGUUUUCGUUGUUAUUGUCGUGACGUGAAGGCUCGUUCAGGCAAGAUGGUUCUAACCCACUUCAGCUGCAAGGUGAAUGUUGACGACGCCAUUGAAAUGUUACCAAAAUCGAGACGAGCUCUGACCAUUCAAGAGAUUGCGACAUUAGCGCGAUCCUCCUUACACGGUAUUUCCCAGGUAGUGAAGGAUCAUGUGACAAAGCCGACAGCCAUGGCGCAGGGCCGAGUGGCCCACCUCAUCGAGUGGAAGGGGUGGUGCAAGCCGAUGGAUACUUCUGCAGCCCUGGAGUCGGACUUUAAUUCUUACUCUGAUCUCACGGAAGGAGAACAAGAGGCGCGUUUUGCUGCAGGUGUGGCAGAGCAGUUCGCCAUCGCUGAGGCUAAGCUGAGGGCCUGGUCGUCAGUCGAUGGGGACGAGUCCAAUGAUGACUCAUACGAUGAAGACUUUCUACCUGCCAAUGAGCCGACCACACAGAGCACAGAUGUGCCGUCGUAUCCUCCCUACCUAAAAGACCUGAUCCACAGCCAGCUUUGUCAACACCUGGGCCUGCGUGGGCUGUGCUGCGAGGGAGGGGACGAGGGAGGCCGAUACGGAGGGGGCAGCGGUGAGCCCUCUCCCACGGCGGGCUCCCCGGACACUCUGUGCUCCAGCCUGUGCAGCCUGGACGAGCACCACCCGCUGCUGCGUGACCUGGGCGGCCCCCGCGGAGGCCACAGCAACGCCGCCGAGCUCGCCGCUAAGAUCCUGUCAGCACUGCAGGGAGGGGAGGAGCUUCUUUUGGCUCGACUUCAGAGGGUGGGGCAGACGGGGCCCGGCAGGGGGGACUGUGGCUUCCACACCCUUGGGGGGAGCGGGCGGGGUGUCGGGCCUCGUGGGGGUCAGGCGUCCCCGUCCUACUCCAUGUCCUACUCUGAGACAUACCUGUCCCCUGGGGAGGACGAUGACACUCCCUGCAAGGACUUGUGCCAGGUGGAGGCCAGCGGCGAGGAGUUCCCGCCCGAUUAUGACCCCCGCAGGAGGCUGUCCGACGUGGCUUCCUCAGGAGUUGUUUCGCUCGACGAGGAAGAGGAGGAGGGAGAAGACGAAACAGUGGGCGACAACCAAUGACUGGUCUCGCCUCAGCGUUACUUAGGUGCCUCCUUCCACCAUGACACCUACAAUGUUUGCUUGAUUUAUUCAUCUGUCUUUGCCUUACUUCAAACAAACUCCUUGCAAUCUCAUCUCUUUGUUUUUUGCAAGCGUCCAAACAAUCAUUUUACCCGCGUGCAAAGAGGACUCGUGCUCACUUACACCUGACCUGUGCGCUGCAAACUCCACGAAAGAAAAAUGCAGACGGAAUGACUGAGUCCAGAACUCUGAUUUUUCUCUUUGCAUGCGUUCUGCAAGUUGCUGACAUUGAUGGUCAGACCUGAGCACGGUUUGUAAACCCCCCCCCUAACCCACCCAGUCCUCCCCACCGCCCCUUUGCAAGACACAAACUAGAGCAUCCUUUUAGGCAUGGCUUGCUGAGUAUGCCAAACUAUUUAUUCCUGUCACGAUUGACUGCUGUGGAACCUCCAAAGUGGAACGUCCAACUCCAUGAGUGUCUUUUUUCUUUGGAUUUUUGUGUUUUGUACCAAAGAGGAACAACGAUACGUGGUAACCUACUGAGAACCUGCCGCCUCUGCAGUGUACAUUUGCGUUUUGCGUAACAAGGCUAUUUUUCUCAAUGAAAUUUGGAACCAAAAAACAAACGGUCACUGCAGUGGAUGCUAGUUUUUAGGAGGAUAUACAAUUGAACCCGCUUAAAAGACUAUUAGCAACAUUUCACUAACAAGUUCUCCUUGUGUAUUUUUUGCUCCUGAAAAUGAAUUUCCCAUUACCGUAUUUUCCGCACUAUAAGGCGCACCGGAUUAUUAGCCGCACCUUCAAUGAAUUACAUAUUUCAUAACUUUGUCCACCAAUAAGCCGCCCCGGAUUAUAAGCCGCGCCUACGCUGCGCUAAAGGGAAUGUCAAAAAAACAGUCAGAUAGUUCAGUCAAACUUUAAUAAUAUAUUGAAAACCAGCGUUCUAACAACUCUGUCCCAAAAUGUACGCAAAUGUGCAAUCACAAACAUAGUAAAAUUCAAAAUGGUGUAGAGCAAUAGCAACAUAAUGUUGCUCGAACGUUAAUGUCACAACACACAAAAUAAACAUAGCGCUCACCUUCUGAAGUUAUUCUUCAUUCGUAAAUCCUUCGAAUUCUUCGUCUUCGGUGUCCGAAUUGAAAAGUUGCGCAAGCGUGGGAUCCAAAAUGGCCGGUUCCGUCUCGUCGAAGUCAUCGGAGUCAGUGUCGCUGUUGUU